CUCCAGGGCGACAUUUGCUCGCUAAACUGUGUUUCGGCCAGAUUUGUAGUUCAAAAAAUAAACAGAACCACAAUAAUAUCAAUAUGUGCUGAUAUGCAUUAGUAACUGUACACGUAGCCUACAGUUGUUCACUUUGAACCAUACAAAGUAGUUUGUUUGUUUGUUGUAAGCAAAUCGGAAGCCUUUCACUGGUGCACCUGAGAUAACUUGCAGAGUAAAACGAACAUGGGAUGAUGUUUGCAUUUAACUCUACUUUUCUUGUGUAAUUCUGUCAGUAAAACUAGUGGCUAGAAAAUAUGGCUUCUACAUCCGACUCGGACAAACCGUCAGUUUCUAAUGUGGAAGAAAACAGAACUCGCCUCUGCGAUGAGUUUGCUGCAAUAACGGGGACUGACAGCGCCGUGGCUCAGUGCUACCUGGCUGAAAAUGAAUGGGAGAUGGAGAGAGCUUUGAACUCAUUCUUUGAGGCUGACAUGGAGAGAGUAUUUGAAGAUCUUCCAGACACAGAGGCACGCCCCAAAACAAAGAGGCAGAAGAUUGAGGAAAAACCUCCAGGAGACUGUAUAGAUUUGACUGGAGACAGUCCAGCCUCCACACGCAAACCCUCAGAAGAAGAUGACAAUAAACUGUCACUGAUCUCCUGGAACGUGGAUGGACUUGAUACAGACAACCUUGCAGAGCGCGCCAGAGGCCUGUGCUCCUUCUUAGUCUUAUACACUCCUGACGUGGUGUUCCUACAGGAGCUCAUUCCACCUUACAUCCAGUACUUGAAGAAACGGGCUGUCAGCUACCUAAUCAUUGAAGGUGGUGAAGAUGGUUACUUCACUGGGAUGAUGCUGAAGAAGUCACGAGUCAAAUUCGUGGAGAGCCAGAUAGUAACUUACCCCACCACUCAAAUGAUGAGGAAUCUGCUUGUAGCUCAGGUGAAUUUCAAAGGCCAGAAGCUGUGUCUGAUGACGUCCCACCUUGAGAGCUGUAAAGGCCACGCAGAGGAACGGAUGAAACAGCUGCGAGUGGCGAUGCAGAGGAUGAGAGAGGCACCCGACGAUGUCACCGUCCUGUUUGGAGGGGACACAAACCUGCGGGACACAGAGGUGGCCAAGGUGGGUCUGCCUCCCAGUGUCUGCGAUGUGUGGGAGCGACUGGGAAAGCAGGAGCACUGCCGCUACACAUGGGACACCAAAGCCAACAGCAACAAGACUGUUCCUUACGUCAGUCGCUGCCGCUUCGACCGGGUCUACUUCCGCCCGGCUACCAAGGACGGCGUCCCACGCCUGGUCCCUGACCAUAUGGCCCUGGUGGGACUGGAGAAGCUGGACUGUGGACGCUACACUAGUGAUCACUGGGGAAUCUACUGUAGCUUCUCUGCUGCUUAGAAAUGCACAAAACAACCCGAAACGCGCCAGUUAAAGCUUUUGCUUUAGAUCAGCUGGUCUAGUUUGUUCUUGUGUGUUUUACGGUCCCGGUUCAGAGCACAGUAACACUUUCUCUGUGAAAGAAGAUGCUCCACCCUCAUCUGAGGUUGGUCACCUGUACAUUUUAUAUCUCGAUUUGAUUAGUUUUAUUUUCUUAUGUGUGUCUUGUUGGCGCCUUUUCUUCUGAUAGCUAAAUAAAUGUAGAAAGCACCAAUAAAUGUUAAAAUAUCAAA
This is a messenger RNA of Siniperca chuatsi (mandarin fish), 1648 nucleotides long. It is a transcript of the gene tdp2b, whose product is annotated as tyrosyl-DNA phosphodiesterase 2b. Gene Ontology annotation, cellular component: PML body; cytoplasm. Bases 297 to 1376 code for a protein of 359 amino acids. The transcript is spliced from 7 exons. Gene Ontology annotation, molecular function: 5'-tyrosyl-DNA phosphodiesterase activity; protein binding; single-stranded DNA binding. Gene Ontology annotation, biological process: double-strand break repair. The record is from RefSeq and is a predicted model, not a curated record. Lineage: Eukaryota; Metazoa; Chordata; Actinopteri; Centrarchiformes; Sinipercidae.